Messenger RNA from Durio zibethinus, 851 nucleotides. RefSeq names its product vesicle-associated membrane protein 721-like. Gene Ontology annotation, cellular component: membrane. NCBI's taxonomy places the organism in Eukaryota, Viridiplantae, Streptophyta, Magnoliopsida, Malvales, Malvaceae. The record is from RefSeq and is a predicted model, not a curated record. Gene Ontology annotation, biological process: vesicle-mediated transport.
AUGGUGCACAAACCAUUGAUCUAUGCAUUUGUAUCUCGUGGGGAAGUUAUAUUAGCAGAGUACACUGAAUUCAGUGGGAAUUUCAAUUCCAUAGCUUUUCAAUGCCUCCAAAAGCUUCCUUCUUCCAAUAACAAGUUCACUUACAACUGUGAUGGCCACACCUUCAAUUACCUUGUUGACAAUGGCUACACAUAUUGUGUUGUUGCAGAUGAGUCAGUAGGAAGGCAAUUACCUAUUGCUUUUUUGGAGCGUAUCAAGGAUGAUUUUGUGUCAAAAUAUGGUAGUGGAAAGGCUGCUACAGCUCCUGCCAACAGUCUGAAUUUUGGACCAAAAAUAAAAGAACAUAUGCAGUACUGCGUUGAGCAUCCUGAAGAAAUAAGCAAGCUUGCAAAGGUUAAAGCUCAAGUUUCAGAAGUCAAAGGUGUUAUGAUGGAGAACAUUGAAAAGGUGUUAGAUAGAGGGGAGAAGAUAGAACUGCUAGUGGAUAAGACUGAGAAUCUUCAUCAACAGGCUCAAGACUUUCGAAGCACUGGAACGAAAAUACGAAGAAAAAUGUGGCUACAAAACAUGAAGAUCAAGCUGAUUGUUCUAGGAAUACUGAUUGCCUUGAUCCUCAUCAUUGUCCUCUCUGUUUGCCAUGGUUUCAACUGUGGAAAAUGAGCACUGUUCUUGAAUAGGGUUAUUAGUUUUCACCAGAGCUCUUGUGAUAAUAUUGUGAGGAAAAGAUCAAAAUAUAUAUAAUGACUUCUAUGUCAUAAAAGAUUAGCAAUCACUAGAUGUUUGGUGCAAGUUAUUUUUGAAUGUGAACAAAUCCUAUAAGUUUUUAUUGCGUUACAUGGAUAUGCUUUUUG